Molecule: messenger RNA, 1557 nt
Organism: Penicillium bovifimosum
Lineage: Eukaryota; Fungi; Ascomycota; Eurotiomycetes; Eurotiales; Aspergillaceae
Product: allantoate permease family MFS transporter
Exons: 7
Coding region: 1-1557 (518 amino acids)
Biological process (GO): transmembrane transport; tripeptide transport; dipeptide transport
Cellular component (GO): plasma membrane
Molecular function (GO): allantoate transmembrane transporter activity; dipeptide transmembrane transporter activity
Source: RefSeq, a predicted model, not a curated record
AUGGCCGAAGAGAAGAAUGAUGUCGGCAUUUCCUCUGGCGUGGAUACGGGCGCCGACGUGGAGAAGCUCAAAUAUAUUGACCCGACUAUUGAGAAGCAUGCACAUGAUGCCGACGAGGCUAUGAAGGCUUUAGGGGGGUUGCAGGGUGAAACUCUCGAGCUGGACGAAGCUACGAAUCGCCGCUUGCUGAAAAUUAUUGAUUGGCAUAUGAUGCCUAUUAUGUGUUUUGUCUAUGGCAUGAAUUAUCUCGAUAAAACUACUCUGUCCUAUGCUAGUGUGAUGGGCAUCAAGGACGAUCUGGAGCUUGAGGGAGAUGAAUAUCAGUGGCUUGGAAGUUUGUUCUACUUUGGUUACCUCGCCUGGGAGUACCCAACCAACCGCCUCCUUCAGCGCCUCCCGUUAGGCAAAUACUCCGCAGCCUGCAUCGUGAUCUGGGGGUUGAUUCUCAGCUGCUUCGCCGCUGUCAGCAACUACCCUGGUGCAAUUGCCAUCCGGUUCAUGCUCGGUGUUUUUGAAGCAGCCGUGACACCAGGAUUCGCUCUGUUGACCUCGCAGUGGUACACCAAGACCGAACAAGGCAGUCGCGUCAACAUCUGGUUCAGCUUCAACGGUGUCGGCCAGAUCCUCGGCGGAGUAGUCGCCUACGGCAUCGCCGUCGGCACCGAGAAGCACGGUUCCUCCAUCGAACCCUGGAAGAUCGUCUUCCUCUUCACCGGCCUGCUCACUAUCUUACUGGGCCUGAUUUUCCUCUGGAUCGUGCCAGACAACCAGCUGAAUGCGCGCUGGUUGAACGAAGAAGACCGGGUCCUGGCCGUUGCCCGUGUGCGCGUUAACCAGCAGGGUAUUGGAAACAAGCACUUCAAGCUGUAUCAGGUCAAGGAGGCGCUGUUGGAUCCUAUGACCUGGGCUUUCUUUUUCUAUGCUUUGAUUGCUGAUAUCCCCAAUGGUGGUAUUACCAAUUUCUUCAACCAAUUGAUCACCAGCUUUGGAUACGAUGAGAAAGACAGUUUGAUUCUCGGUGUCCCCGGCGGCGCAGUGGAGAUCGUUGCACUGUUGCUCAAUGGCUAUAUCGGACAUAUCACUGGACAGCGCAUCCUGACCAGUUUGGGUGGUCUUGUGGCUGCCAUCGUGGGAAUGCUGCUGAUUGUCGCCCUCCCGCUGUCAAAUAACGUCGGUCGCUUGAUUGGUUACUACCUCACCCAAGGCAGUCCCACACCUUUUGUGGCGUUGCUGUCGCUGAUUUCCUCCAAUGUUGCGGGGUAUACCAAGAAGACGACAGUAGCAGCGUUGUACCUGAUUGGAUACUGCGUUGGAAAUAUCCUUGGCCCACAAACCUUCCGCCCCGAACAUGCCCCCCGCUAUGUCCCCGCUGAGGUGACUAUUAUCGUCUGUUGGGGUGUGUGUCUUUUCUUGCUGGUUGGGGUCUGGAUGUGGUAUCGUCGUGAGAAUCAGAAGAAGAAGCUUUUCACCGCCCGACCGGAAUAUGUGCGACUGGAGAAUCAAGAGUGGCUGGAUUUGACAGAUCGGGAGAAUCCCGAAUUCAUUUAUUCUCUAUAG